CCAAAAGCUUAUCAGAAAUCAAAAUUACUCAAUUUUGAAUAGUACCAGAUAAAUUUGACCAUUACCCGUUUUAAUUUUCUAGAUUAUUAGACUCUGUCACGGGAUUGCUCAUAAAAAGGAGGUACAAACGGCAAAAAGCCACAUUACCAAUAGUCGCACUUUAAAGAGAGGCAAACUCGGAGGUUUCUUGGCUUGUAAACAAUGAACUGGUUUGGAGAGAAAAAAAGCCAAAAAAGGCACCCCAAAAAAUGAGUGAUGCAAAGGCAAUUAGAAGAAAACUAUUAAAAGAAACAAGUGUAUAUUGAUAUUUAAGCACAUUGUCAUAAAAGUGAUCUACCUUCUGGGUGGUUGUGGAUUUACUACUAGUAGCAACAUACUAUGUUUUCUUGUUUUAGCAGUGAAGUUUGGUUUGAAGCUGGUAGACUUGUUUUAACCUCAUUUGUUGAGUUUGGUAAACAAAAAUAGCCUUAUGCAUGUGGGCAUUAUAUAGGAAAGAAAACAAUAUAUUAUAAUAGUCACUUUCCUUCUUACUUAGACAGGAUUUCUCAACAAAACAAAAAAAACAAAAAAAGAUGCAGGGCAUUGAGAAGAUCAAAGCUGCAAGAGAAAUUCUCAAGUGCAGCAUAGAAAAAUCAAGAAAGUUGGGAGUAGAAAUUAAUAAUAAGUGUUGGAAAUUAGAGAGUUGUGGGCAAAGGCUUGAUUUUUUAGCAACUACCCUUAGAAACUUAGCAUGUAAAUGCACAUUAUACAAAAUGAGUGGUCAUGAUUUUGAUAGGGCCAUUGGUCCUGCUGCAUCUGUUGUUAAAAUAUUUGAUGUCAUAUGUGGCCUUGAAAACUCUCUUUCAACUGAUGAUCCUUCUGAUGAUAUAUUAGCUUAUCUCACAACACUCAAAUGGAUGGAAGAAGCACUCCGUUUACUCACCGAUAACUGCAAAUUAGUCGUUUCUUGGCUUGAAACCAGCAAUUGCAUCAAUUCAUCUGUUGCUGAAAGUUGGUAUGUUGUGAAUGUGAACAAAUGUUUGAGUAUACUUAGAGAAUUGCAGGCUACGGAGGAACGUUUUCGUGCUAAAGGCGGGCCCUUGAUGACCACUCUAGACAAGGUGGAGAUCGAAUUUGGGUCAACGUUAACGGACAUAGCCCCUGAUGAUAUUCAAAAUGUGCAAGCUAUUAUUGACAGAUUGGCUGCAAACAAUCGACUUGACAAAAUUAUGUAUAUCUAUGUUGAGGUUCGGAGUUCAAACGUGAGAAAAGCUUUAGAGACACUUGAUUUAGACUACUUGGAGGAGAUAUCAUUGACAGAGUUUGAUAGUGUUUUAAGUGUAGAGCCUUACAUUGAUCAAUGGGCCAAACAUUUAGAAUUUGCUGUGAAAUAUUUGUUCGACAUAGAACACAGGCUUUGCAUUGAAGUGUUCCAGAAAGCAGAAUUUAAGGAUAAAUGUAUGGACUGUUUUGCAAAAAUUGCAAUCCAAUCUGGGAUUCAUUCUUUUAUCAAAUUUGGCCACACAAUUGCCAAAGGGAAGAAAGAAGCAGUCAAGAUGUUGAAGCUAUUGGACAUGUUUGCUUCUCUAAACAAAUUACGGUCGGAUUUCAACAGACUUUUCAGUGGAAGAGCCUGUCAAGAAAUCCAAACUCAAACAAGGGAUCUGAUCAAGAAAAUUGUGAAUGGGAUUUGUGAAAUAUUUUGGGAACUUUCUCUUCAGGUGGAACUGCAAAGGCCAACUAGUCCUCCAGUGGAUGGUAAUGUUCCCAGGCUAGUUAACUUUGUCGUAGAGUAUUGUAAUCAGCUGCUUGAGGAUGAAUAUUGGUCCACACUUAUCCAAGUUGUGGAGAUACAUCAGGGUUGGAAACACGCGAGUUUCGAAAAGGGGCUACUUUUAAAUGAGAUGCGAAGCAUAAUAAGUGUAAUCGAGCUCAAUUUAAAGAAUUGGGCAAAUACAUACGAGGACGUUUCUCUUUCCUAUCUCUUCUUGAUGAAUAACCAUUGGUACUUGUGCAAGUACACGAGGGGAACAGAACUAGGUGAGGUAAUGGGACAUGAAUGGAUUAGAGGUCACGAGGAAUACAUGGAGUAUUACGAGACACUUUAUUUGAAAGAAAGCUGGGGUAAACUCCCGGCCUUUCUGAACGAGGAAGGCCUACUGUUGUUCCCGGGUGGGAGAGCCAUUGAUCGACAAGUGGUUAAAAAGAGAAUCAACGAAUUCACAGAGGCCUUCGAGGAAAUUUACAAGAAACAAUCCAAUUGGGAAUUGUGUGACAAGGGGUUAAGAUGGAGAGUAAGCCAACUUGUGGUGCACGUUAUCGUCCCUUCUUACAGUAGCUACCUCCAAAAUUACGUGCCCUCCAUUGAAUUUGAGGUUGCUAGUACUGCUGAUCAGCACGUAAAAUACACAGCUGAGACUUUGGGAAAUAUGAUCACUUGUCUAUUUGAACCAAAAGUGGGAAAAUAUGGCAGUGCUACAAAAUGCACAGAAUUAAGUGGCAAGCAUAAUAGUAGCAUUGUUGCUAAUCACCUUUCCUCCACACCAGCAGCAGCAUGAAUUAGGAAGCUGUCAGCAAUUACUCGAAAGUUGAGUAGUUCAUCGAUAACUCCUCUUACAUAAAGUCGACUAGUUUUCCAACCUUAAUCCUGAACUACUAGGUUGUAAAUUGUACAUGGUUUAUGCAUACACCCUUAUACUUCACUAGGCAAAAUUCUAUCUGUCAAUACCUACAUCCAAGAAAAUCUUCAUUAGUCAGUGGUAUGCAAUGUAAAUAUAUAAGAUUCUAAAUCGUAAUACUAUGUUUUAAUGUCUCAAUUACAUGUUGUGUGUUCUGUUCUUACACAUUCAGAUAUUCGAUUACUUCGACAAAUGCUUGUAUGUGCAUAGAUUUUUAGUUUUAUAGUCUAUUU
Messenger RNA from Lycium barbarum (goji berry), 2890 nucleotides. RefSeq names its product exocyst complex component EXO70A1-like. The transcript has a single exon. Bases 573 to 2537 code for a protein of 654 amino acids. The record is from RefSeq and is a predicted model, not a curated record. Gene Ontology annotation, cellular component: exocyst. Gene Ontology annotation, molecular function: phosphatidylinositol-4,5-bisphosphate binding. Lineage: Eukaryota; Viridiplantae; Streptophyta; Magnoliopsida; Solanales; Solanaceae. Gene Ontology annotation, biological process: exocytosis.